UGUGCCCAUUUUUCCAAACAUGACGAAAACAACACCAUAUAAAAACGCCCUUGUCGGCUUGCUCUCAUUAGCCUCGGUCCUCCCUGAUGGUACUACGGCUUCCGUACUGCCUCGUACCGCAGAAUGCCAAAGGAAUCAAUACCCAGGCCCCAAGAACCCCAGCUUCGAAACUGGCGAUCUGUCGGGCUGGACAGUCGUUAAUGGAGCAGCCUUUGGCAAAUCCUCUGUCACCACAACUGCCUCCUCGCAGCUAGGGACCGGCCCGUUCAACCAAGUUGGCAAGCAGUUCCUCUCGACAAAUCUGCAAGAUGGCGAAGCUGCCACUGGGACACUCCGCUCCAGCACCUUCAAGGCAAGCUCCGUCAUGAGUUUCUUGAUCGGCGGCAACUAUGAUCCCGCCAAUCUCUACGUGGGACUUGUCCUGGAGAAAGACGGCACUCUCCUGUUCAGCCAGACCGCAACCAACGACGAGGCCCUCAUCCGCAUCGUCUGGGACACCAGUGCCUACGCCGGCCAGAACGUCUACAUGGUUGUGGUCGAUACCAGCACCACUGGCCACAUCAGCUUGGACGACGUUCGAACUGGCUGCCACGCCCUCAAGGACGGCUCACACACCUUCAACAUCCUUGGACAGAGCAACCAGCCCACCAAGAACCUCACCGCUCUCGCAGCCGCUUCCCGCUACGCAGUUGACCCGACCCGUCCGCAAUAUCACUACACUCCCUACCAGGGCUGGAUCAACGACCCUGCCGGUCUGAUCCAGUGGGGCGGCAAAUACCACCUCUUCAACCAGUUCAACCCUGUCGCCCCUCUUUGGGGUCCCAUGUACUGGUCGCACGCCGAGAGCACUGACGCCGUACACUGGAGGGACCUACCAGUUGCCCUGACCCCGCCGUAUGUCAACAACACGCAGGACACCAGCGGGCGCUACACAGGCAGCGCCGUCAAGAACCAAGACACGGGUGCUCUGCAACUCAUCUACACCGACGCCACCAACGUAACCUACCACCCCCACGCCGUGCCCGAAGUCGUCUCCUCAGCCGUGAGCACCGACGGCAUCCACUUCGACCUCUACAACGGCAACCCCAUCGUGGCCGAGGCGCCUCCCAACUCUGCCGCCGGAUUCCGUGACCCCAAGGUCUUCUGGGACCCCACCGCCAACAACUGGAAGAUGGUCGUCGGUUCCGGUGACGGCCACACCGGCAACGUCCAGCUGUACAAGUCCACCGGCCCAUCCUCAUCCGAGCUUCUCUCAUGGGAGUACGUUGGCGUGCUGCACCAAGGCGACGGCAGCCGGGGUAUCAUGUGGGAGUGCCCCAACUUCUUCCCCAUCGACGACAAGUGGGUUCUCUUCUACGGCCAAGACAAGGGGUUCAAGGGGUGGUACGAAGUCGGCUCCUUCAACGGAACCACUUUUGUUUCCGAGAAGCUGGGUCUGUUCGACUCUGGCCCCGACAGCUACGCCACGCAGUGGUUCGUCGACGACGCCGGCCGCAACCUGGCCGUCACGUGGAUCAACAACUGGAACACCACCAAGUGGCCUAGCAGGGUCAACGGCUGGGCCGGCACGCAGUCCAUCAUGCGCGAGCUCUUCAUCCGCGAAGACGGCGGGCUCGGCCAGAAGCCCGUCGAGGAAGUGUCGCUCUUGGCGAGCGGCCCUGCCAAGUCGCUCGGUCAGACGGACGUCUAUGGAACCUACGAGGUUGGAUUCACAGACACGGCGCGCCUGCAGGCUACUGUCGACUUGGCCGCUAGCGAUGCGCCCGCCUUCACCAUUGAGCUGUUUGCUUCCAGUGCCGAGUCUACUUCUCUUGUUUACAACUUUGCCAACCGGUCGUUGACCAUCGACACUACGCAAGCUGGAUACGGUCAGGCUGGUACUUGGGAGGCCACCAUUGCCAAGCCGGCUAACAACCGUUUGUCGCUGGAUAUCCUGAUUGAUCGCUCGAGCAUCGAGGUGUUUGUUGGUGAUGGAACCGCCAUGACUGUCAGGGUGUUCCCGCGCUACCAGGAGUCCAAGAACAUUAGGAUCACCAGCGAUGGAGGCAAGAAGACUGUCUUUGAUGAUAUUGUCUUGACGCCGAUGGGGUCUGCUUGGGAAUAAAAGAGUUAGAAAGAAAUGUACAUGAUGUAGACGGAC
Messenger RNA from Neurospora tetrasperma FGSC 2508, 2140 nucleotides. RefSeq lists its product as uncharacterized. Lineage: Eukaryota; Fungi; Ascomycota; Sordariomycetes; Sordariales; Sordariaceae. The record is from RefSeq and is a predicted model, not a curated record. Gene Ontology annotation, biological process: carbohydrate metabolic process. Bases 20 to 2104 code for a protein of 694 amino acids. Gene Ontology annotation, molecular function: hydrolase activity, hydrolyzing O-glycosyl compounds. The transcript has a single exon.